GGGCAAUUCCCUGUAAAACUGGGUUAAGAAUUUAAGAUCUAUCCCUGCUCAAAACAGAAAAAAUUUGAACAAUAUGCCGUAAUUAUCUCCCAAACCUGAACCCUGUCCUUUACCCAUCUCCGUCCCUCCGGCCUAAACACUUCCAACUUAUUCCUCCUCCUACUUUGCUUCACCUUAUUAUGAAGAAACUUUGAAUUCACCGCAUUAUAUAAGGAAAGUGUAGUUAAAUAAGGUGAGCCAACAGAUGAACACGUCACAGUCACAGAAUGAACAAGUAGUUGAAAAAUCGUUUGCAAUAAAUAGAUGAGGUGGGAGAAGAGGGGAUAGUAGGGCGAAUUGGGCUUGCUGGCUCAUGCUCUGAGAAGAAGAAUUCCAUCAUAGAAGAUAGUAACACGCAGAUGCAGGAGAGAAGAGUCAACAUCUUUGAUCUUUCAGCCUGCAGUGAAGAAAGACUUCAGUUUUCAGCAACACCAUGAAUGAUUGCACACACCAUUGAAGAAAACACUCGGGUACUCCUCUUUCAAUUGCCGGGGGCGUAGCUCACCUGAUCGCAAGAGGGUGCCACAAAGGAGAGGUCUCAGGUUCAACUUGAAGCAAAGACUUGGGCUUGAACCUCACUCUCUUUCCACUCAUUUGUGAUUUAAGAUCAAUUUACAUCCUCCCAGAUAACUGCCCAGCCAGUUCUAGGGCUCUCAGGGAUGGAAUGUCAUCAUUUUCUAUGGGAGAACCUCUAAAUCUUAGUUUGCUUGAUAAAAAAAGAUGUUUAAGGAUCAGCCUCUCCUUUGCUAGAGCUGUUCCCUCAAAGUUACCAGUAUUCGUUAUUUUCCACUAGCUUAACAAAAUGGAGUCUAUUUCAAUAAGAAAAUCCCAUUCCAUUCUCGGAUUCUACACGUGCGGACUCCUUGCAGAAUGUGGUCAAGCAAAUCAUAUCAGAUCUUUUUCCUUUUUUCCAUAUCAACUUUUGUGCCAAAAAUGAUCGUUUACUUUUCUUUUCAUAUUUUUGAAUAACACAGUAUCGCUGAGAGUUAAGUUUUACACCUCAGAUCAUGCAGUAGAGAUAAAGAAUUUAAAAGAUUUAGUACAAAAUAUCCUUCUUCCAAUGACUGUGGUGCAUCUAUCGGUUAUAUACUUGACUGUUUAUAUUUAUAUGAUGAGCUAACCUAGAAUGAAUUUGACCCAAAAAGAAAUACAUAAAACGAAAUAGUUAAACAUAUUUGGUGUGUGAAACUACGAAGUGGGGUAUAUCUGUAUUUAACGGUAUUCACCCGUAGACUAGAGGGGAGCCUAACCGUGCUCCAAGUUAUGAAACAAAAAGUAAAAAGUUAUAAACAGAACAAAGUAAGCCUCUCCUCCACCUUAGCGGUAAAACAUGACAGCCGUCACAUGGUCCUUGACAGCCCUCAGAUGUUAAACGUAUGAUUCAGAGGUUUUACAUCUGCUCUCUUUAGGACUUCUGGUUUGUUUACACAUGAGCCUAGUUUGACAGAAGAGAAUACUUGGCUUUUACAGGAACUAUCCUGGAUGGUCAAAGCUGGUUUACACUCUCCUACGUGGCAAAGAUCUUGAAGUUUAUCUCACUGUCUCUACACCAGAAGGAGAUAUUGAUGCUGUUAUUUGAGAGAAAACCAAUGCCAACAUAUGGGUCUGGUUAUGUGGGAUUUCAUAAAGCAGUCCUACUACGUUGCUAAAGAUGGCGCUUUUGUCUAUGAGUUAUGGCUCCAAACAACGAAUCUUAAGCAAGAUUCACGAUCUGUCACAAAAUAUGCUACUGACCUCCAAUGAUGAUGGUCUGAACUUGACCAGUAUAAAAAACAAUGAAGUGGUCGAAUGCUGCAGAUGCAACUCUUCACAAGAACUAUAUAAAUCAACAACGUCUAUGUUGCUUCUUGUCUGGUUCAAAUCCCGAAUACGAUCAGACUCAGGCUCAAAUUCUGGGCAUUACUCCUCUGCCUGCCCUAUCUUCUGCCAUUGCCACUAUCAAACAUGAAGAGAGUAGACGCAAUAUAAUGAUGAAUACAAAGCUAAUUGACAGUACGGCCCUUGCUGCCAGAUCUACUUCUUCAGAUGUUAAGGAAACUAAUGGUAGCAAGGGAGGAAGAUGGUGUGAUCAUUGCAAGCGGUCUAAUCAUAAUGUGGAUACAUGCUGGAAACUUUAUCCUCAUCUGCAGAAAGAAAAGGCAGGGGCAGACGUGGAACUAGUGCUGGACGUGCCAACUCAGCCACUCCCACUAUUGUUGAGAGCUCUACUGAUUGCUACUACUACAGUUUCUUCCUAUUAUAGUUUAGUGACACAUUUUGCUUUAUUCCAUCAUAUUCCCAAGUACAGAUGAAUAUGAUGGAUAGUUUAUUGAGCUAUUUUGCUUUAUUACAUCAUAUUCCCAAACCAAAAAAUAGUGAUGGAAUAGCGAAGGAGAAACCACGCGAAGUAGAAACUGUAGUAGGAGAAACCAUAAGAGAAGAUAUGUAUGGUGAAAAGAUGAUUUAAAGCAGUGAAAAAAUGAGUUGUGGGUUGAGAUUAUAAGUUAUAACUGCACGGAAGGAAAUCGGUAAAGCGGUAAAUCGGAGGGUUAAUUAAGGGAUUGCAAGUUGUUGUGCGGAUAGCUGAAUAUAAACGUUAAAUAUCUCAGUGUUUUGUUUCAGUAGAUUUAUUUCAGACUAAGCCUUAUUCAUAUAAUAAUCCAAACAGUGCUAUUUUUAUAAAAAUUGACUGAAUUUAAGAACUGGUGUGGGCAGCCGGCUGGUAUGAGAACAGCAUGUCCUAAUUUUUGAACCAAGGUCCAUGCUUCAAUCCCGUAUUCUUCCUUUAGUCUCCUUUUAUGCUCAGCAGUCAAGUAAGGCUAUUUCACCAUAUUAAAGCACCUUCACAUUGACAAGCCGUUGAACAAAGAAUUCAAAGAGAUAGGGAAGGUCAAAGUGAUUCGUCUGUCUUUCUCACUUCUUUGGAACUACAGGACAUGACGAGAACAAACAAAGACUAGUAGUGUAUGAUUGCAUUUUCCUCAUUUUUAUAUAAAACUUUUUUACGCUAUUUUACAAUAUUAAAUCACAUUCAUUGUCAAUCAUGUCUACAAAAUUCCUUAGAGAGAAAAUACACAUACCAAACCUUGAUUUUUGUGCAAGUACCGAGCAGGCAGGGGAGGAUCUAUGUUAGGGCUAUGGUGGGCUGAAGCCCAGGGCAAACUAAAAAAAAUUAAUUUUUUUAAGGUAUUAUUUUCACAAAAUUCUAUCCAGCCCAGCCCAAAUUUUUCUAUAGCCCAAUCCAAUUUUUCAGCCCAACCCAUAAAACAAAAUCAUUCCAUCUAAAAAUCUAAUCUAAAUGUUAUACGAAUUACCUCCCACUUAACAAGAGGCACUUUUGUACAUCGUAUAAGGGCCGUAAAGCCCAAAAGGAAUAAAUGUAAUAAAUAAAAUAAAAUAUGAUUCAACUAUGAUUCACAUCAACUUGUAAAGUGUUUGAGUAUAUUCAAGAACAUUGCCCAAAAGUGAGUUUUUGGGCAGAAGUUCAUAGUGUAUAUAGACAUUUUCCAUGUUUUGAAUUUGUAUUCAAUUCACUUUUGAUAUAACGAGUAUUCUUUGUCAAGAACUUCAAAAAAUUAUUGGAUAUCUUGAUAGCAAUGAGACAUGUUUCUACUACACAACUCAUUCUCGGGGAAGUGACAUAAAAUGGAUGUGAAGGCUUUCUUGAAGAAGCAAAGGAGUUUUGCUCAAAAAAGAAAUUCUUGUACCGAAAUUGAAUUCUAAAUAUAUGGUUGGUCAUUGCCGAAAAGAAACUGCAGUUGAGCAUUCAUUAUCACUUUGAUGUUUUCAAUGAGGCAAUAGACUUUGUAUUGUUGAAGUUAAGGAUUCGGUUUGAUGAUAAAUCAAUGGAUCAAACUCCUUUCUUUGAGUGCUUCAUUGGAUCCCGAAAGUUCACAUGUGUCAUUCAAUGUCGAUGCUAUUUGUAAUCUCUUGCAAGGAAGUUCUAUCCCGAAGGUUUUAUUAAUGCUUUUGAAUUCGAGCAACAACACUAUGCUCAUGAUGUGAUUCAUGAUACAAAGUUUCGAGUAUCUACACCUGUUGAAUUAUGUGAGCAGUUGACUAAGAGCAAAAGAUCUGUUUCAUAUGUUAUGAUCAGCAUAUUGAUUCGCUUUGUAUUGAUCUAAUUGUUUUCACUACAACAAUAGAAUGAUCAUUUUCUGCCGUGAAACUUUUAAAGACAACACUCCGCGACAAAAUGGAUGAUGACUUUUUUGUUAAUUGCAAUACACUUUAUAUUGAAAAAGGUCAUACUCUUAGUAUAGAUGUAGACUCUAUGAUUGACGAGUUUUUUUGUUUCAAAGCUUCGUCGAGAACAAAUUUAGUGGAGA
Molecule: messenger RNA, 4346 nt
Organism: Cuscuta epithymum
Lineage: Eukaryota; Viridiplantae; Streptophyta; Magnoliopsida; Solanales; Convolvulaceae
Source: the annotation of a GenBank genome assembly